UCAAGUCAGCAUCAAUUAAGAAAAGGUUUUUAACGUUCCCACCUCUUUGACCCAGAGAAACAGCAAAGCUUGACAUCAACCAUCUCCAUCUCCUCUUCUUGAAACAGUCAGAACACUCCACCCGGACGGAACUCGUCACCUUCCUCUUCUUCUUCUUCUUCUCCAAAAACUCUCGCCGCCACCCCCGUCACGAACUCUUCAAAAAGACCGAAUUUGUUCGAUUCUUUCUUCCGCAUAGCUCCAAUGGAGAAACCGCCCAGAAUGAAGAACCAGAACAAGAAGAGCCUUUUCAAGUUCGUCACUUUCCAAAACCCUGCUUUUAGCCCCACCAGAGACAGCAACAAUCGAUCGUCGUCGUGGGGACUGUUCGACAACAUCAGUACCGCCAAAUCGCACGCCAAAAGAGGCUCCUUUUCGGGGCCGAUUGUGCCCCUAAUCCCCAAGGAAGCCAGGCUCGGGAGGAGAUCCAAGAACGGCGGCGCCAGUCUCGACACCCCGCGGGAACCCACUUCCCCGAAGGUGUCGUGCAUGGGCCAGAUCAAGCACAAGAAAAAGAUCAAGAAGAUGAAGAAGAGCGAGGAGGGAGCGGGAACCGACAAGCCUUCUUCUGGGUCGUCUCGUAGUGAAGAGAAGAAGAAGCCCAAGUCGAGAAUUUUCCGGAGGAUCUUCAGCGGAGCGAGAGCGGAGAGGAGAUCCGGUUCCUCCGGGCUUCCUGCAGAGAACCGCGGGGAGGGAGAGACCGAGAGAGUUUCCGACGAGAGAGCGCCGUCGCUGGGCCAGAUGAGGAGGUUCGCGAGCAGCCGGAACGCGCUGGCGAGCUUCGACUGGACGGCGCAGGUGGCGCCGGUGGACGCGGCGGAGCAGAGGAACUGUUACUCGGACGACGAAGACAGAGACGGAGAAGAGGGAGACGGCGGCGACGAAGCGACGAUUCCAUUCUCGGCCCCCAUGUCGUUAGGUGGAGGAGUGGAGUUGAAGGCGAAGAAGGAAGUGAAUCUGUGGAAGAGGAGGACGAUGGCUCCCCCUCAACCACUUCGCUUGCAACAUCCCCAUUAACUCUCUGCAAAUGGAAUCGUGUUCAUGGAUUCUCUCCAUUUCCGAUGUGUUCUUCCCUCCCUUCUUUUGGGUUUUCAGUUUGCGUUGGCCUCGCCUCUUCAUCUCGUGCAAGGAAUUUGAUGAUUUGUUGUAUAAGGUCACGAUUUUUUGGAGGAUGAGGCGAAAUAAGUUGCAGGCAGCAUUUUUGCUUUGUGCAGAAGAUUACACCUCUCUC
Messenger RNA from Rhodamnia argentea, 1270 nucleotides. RefSeq lists its product as uncharacterized. The record is from RefSeq and is a predicted model, not a curated record. The transcript has a single exon. NCBI's taxonomy places the organism in Eukaryota, Viridiplantae, Streptophyta, Magnoliopsida, Myrtales, Myrtaceae. Bases 244 to 1056 code for a protein of 270 amino acids.